Messenger RNA from Phyllotreta striolata, 2425 nucleotides. NCBI's taxonomy places the organism in Eukaryota, Metazoa, Arthropoda, Insecta, Coleoptera, Chrysomelidae. The record is from the annotation of a GenBank genome assembly.
AUGCAGAAGAAAAGGAAGAAGAAGAAGAAGUCGAAGAAGAGGAAUCGAUUCGACUGCGACAUUCGCCUCGAGUACGCCAAACUCAAACAAUCUAUCGUUAGGGAACGACCGUUCGACCAGUACAAAUCGGCUGGACUGAAGUGUAUAGAAAGCACUGGCCCUUGUACCGUCGGUUACGCGGCCACUUCAUUACGGAUUCCCGUUUCACUUUGUCCUGGCAUUAGAUAUUCAAGUGGAUUUUGUUAUGCCGGCCAGCACCACAUGGUGACCAGCUAUCUGGCAAUCCAGUCAAGAGAAAGCGCGGUAGGAGGAGACGGCGACGAUGGCGACGACAAAGAGAAGGAAGAAGAGGCCGAGAGGGAGCGAUUGGAGGCCAUCCGCGAGGCCGAGGAAAGAAGAAAGGAAAAACACAGAAAGAUGGAGGAGGAGCGAGAAAAGAUGAGGCAAGAAAUCAGGGAUAAGUACAAUAUAAAGAAAAGAGAAGAGGUUGUGGAUCCGGUGCAAGAGGAGCCCAAUCCUUUGAUGCGGAAAAAGAAGACGCCCGAAGAGCUGGCGAGAGAAGCAGAAGAGGCGGACGAAGAUGAAUUUACGAGUGAGUGUUUGGGUAGAUUCCGGAAGUACCGGAAAAGCUGUAGCAUUUUAUAGUUUGACCACUUAGAACGGAUAGAUGGCACUGCUUACUUUCGAUGAUAUGCGACUGGUUACCCGAUAAUAAUUAUUACACAAAAAAAAUACAAAAAAAAGUGUUCAGUAGAUUUUUUGAUGUAGUCGACGAUUUUUUCUAAAAAAUGUGUGUUUUUCAUAUAAAUUUAAUUAUCUAAAUAUUUUGUCUAUCUAUUUUUCUCAACUAAUUCUAGAGAACACUGAAAAAAUGGUAUUGUAGAUUUUGCACUUAAUUAUUUUAUAGAUUUUUUUAUAUCAAAUAGUAGAAAAUUUUUAAACAAUUUUCCAAUUUUAUAUUCUUCUACUUCUAAUUAGGCUAAAAAACUACAGGGUAAAACAGGAAUUAAAAUCUGUCUUUUCUGUUACAACCCAUAUUAGUAAAAAAACGUUGAAACAUGGUAAUUUAUCUUUAAUAACUUCUAGUCGUUUUCUCUAUUUAACAGUACUGACAAUUUUUAAAAAUUACCAUAUUUCUUGAAAAGCACUGACUGUUUCAACUAUAGCACAAUGAAACUUGACACAUAAUUAAUUAAGUAUAACUUUACAAACGAAAAACACUAUAUAACUAAUUAUAUUUACUGCAAUUAAUCAAUGUUGAUGGUGUAUCGUAUUUUUCGUUUUUCCCUUGUAGACGGUAGUUAUAUAAAAGACAGGGUAAGUAAAAAAAAAAAGUUAAAAAAAUAUUUAAAUCUAUGAGGUUGUACCAUUUAUUUUCCACAAUAUAUUUACCCAGUCUUUAUCUCUACGUAAUAAUAUUUUCGUGUUUAUAGAUGUUUUUAAGACCGUAUGUCAAUUACACGCGGGUUAAACUUACUAUUAUUAAUAUUAUCAAUAUUAUCCAUUUGGAUUGGUGAUACUUGAUUGGUUUUUUAAACAUGAGAAAUAUUUGCAAUUUAUGGGCGCUCUAAAAUAAAUUGUCGAAAUGAUUUUAUUGUGCCAAUGAUAUAAAGGUGCUUAUUCGGCGACAAAAUAAUUCAAUUAUUCUUCAAUGGUCAAUUGCACCACCCACAAUAAUUAACAUUUUAAGUAUAACUUAAACAUUGCUUAAAUAAUACUUAAGUGUUGUGAAUGAGUGGUGAAAUUUGAGCUAAAUGAACUAUUGAAUUCUAAAUAUAGGCUUUCGUUGAAUAAGUACGAACCACAAUAAUUAAAUAUUACGCAUCAUGCCUUUUGAUGGCAUUUUAAAGACAAUAUAUUUUUCGAUACGUAUUGCCAAAAAUCCACGCCUUUUCCUUUUCUACAUGUUUUUUCUCUAUUAUACUUCAGUCGAUGUUGACUUACAUUUUUGUUUUGUACUUCUUAUUCCUAUGCUAUGUAUGCGGUGUAUGUGUUACGUUGAAACUAAUGUUAUCUAUGUUUUGCAAAAUAAAAUUAAAUGUUACGAUCUAAUUAGUUUCUCCGUUUGCUGUAGAUAAUUUUUGAUUUUGUAUUUUUUUUUAUUAUUAAUAAACUUUUUUUGCCGUUUUAUUUUAUUUUAUCAUUACAAUUCUACGUUAUUUUUAGUUGAUAUAGGUAAGUGCAUUCAACGCUUCUUGCUUUUUUUCUAAUUUUAUUAUUAUAUACGAAUUAUUCUACUGUUACUACACUUUAUAAUAAUUAAUGCUAAUGAUGGUAGUUUCGGUGAAAUAAUGUCGUAGCAUUUUUUAGCAUCGUAUGGGUGUAUCGAAUGUAUGGGGUGUUUUUUAUAUUAGAUAUUUAAACGUGUUUUCUCAAUGUCUUUUCCUUGUUUUAAAUUUCAGAAUUGAAGAAUACGAUAGAGACA